AUGCCGCCAAAUCCAAGAGUUGCAAAAGCCUUUCGUGCUAUGAAGGUUAUGGGGAUCUCUGAGGACAAGGUGAAGCCAGUACUGAAAGAUCUGCUAAAAUUGUACGAUAAAAACUGGGAGCUUAUUGAAGAGGAAAGUUAUAGAGCCCUUGCUGAUGCUAUAUUUGAGAGAGAGGAAGCAGAGGCAGCAGGGCCUUCAAAGAAGAUUGUGAAUGAUGAAGCAGCAGGGCCUUCGAAGAAGAUUGUAAAUAAUGAAGUAGCAGUGCGUUCAAAGAAGAUUGUGAAUAAUGAACAAGAGGACUAUUUGGAGGAAGAAGCACUGGUGAAUGAGGAGGCUGUACGUCCCUUAAAAAGGUUGCGACUAAGAUACCAGGAAGGUCAACCUUCUUCACAGACAACGUCUACUGCUAGCUUACCGGUAACUCCACUUAUCAUACCUAAAGAAGAAAAGGAUGAGCUACCUGAAACCCGUCUGCUGAAUCAGAAUAAGUCACCCAGCACAGUGGACUCACUUCAGGCCAAUGCUGGUAACGCAUUGCAAGUUGUCGCAUCCCAGUCACUUGGUAAAAAUAAAGGAAAGCAACCUGUUUCUCCUAAGGCUUUGAUGGUCCAAGAAAGAUACGAUCCCUCUCAGCCCAGCAGUGUCGAUAAAAGUAAGCAAAAGGCCCCAUUGAGAACUGAAACCAGUCCUGCUUCCAAUCCAAUGCGUCUGAGAGACAAAGGAAAGGGAGUGGUUACACCUCAAACUCCAUCUGGGGGGAAGAGGCCAGUUUCUGAGAGGCUGUCUGAUGCUGUCCGCACUAAAGAGCCAACGGUCAUGCCUGACGUUGUGUCACUGAAAGAGAAGGCCACUGCAAGUCUGGCUUUAAUUAAGCCUAAAGAUGAGCCAAACACAGAUGACAUGCCACAGUUAAACAUUUCUACUGCAGUCAUCCAUCCAGAUCCACCAAACAAGGGAGAAUCAUCAAGUAGAAAUGUUACAGUCAGAGAAAAUGAUGGUCCUGAACCCUUAGAAUCACACUCCAUGAUUGAAAAAGUUACAGCUGAUGGAACUUCUGCUUCAGAAAAAACUAGAAACAAUGGCGAUCUGGCUAUAAUCUCAGAUGCUCUAGGUGCUACAGGCUUGUGCUUUAGUUCUUUGAAUGGUUCAGUCAGUCCUCAAUUUGAUGAGGAGGUUGCUUUUCCUCAAACGCCACUACUGCCUCCACCUUGCCAUGGCGAGGAUGAUGGUACACAGUCUAACAAUAUGGAUAGUGGAGAUGACGGCGAGAAACAAAAAGAUGACACUGAGGAUGGUUUUGAAGAUACAAAUUCCCAGAGUUUAGUGGUCGUUCAGCAGCAUCAGUUGACCCCUGAAAUGACAAGGCCACUCAAUGAUGUCAUUGACAUAGCAAAGGGACAAGAAAGAGUGGUAAUUACACUGGUGAAUGAAGUCAAUAAUGAGUUUCCACCACUUUUCUACUACAUACCCCAGAGUGCAGUUUUCCAAAAUGCACGUGUGAAUUUCUCUCUGGCUUGUAUAGGUGAUAGUAAUUGUUGUUCAGCUUGCUUUGGUGAUUGUCUAUCUAAUUCCACACCUUGUGCAUGUGCACAUGAAACCAGAGGCGAGUUUGCUUACACAGCAGAUGGCUUUGUCAAGGAGGAAUUUCUUGAAGAAUGUAUUUCCAUGAACCAUGAUCCUGAAAAGCACUGCCAGGUUUUCUGCAAGGAAUGCCCAGUGGAAAGAUCAAAAACUGAGGAUACCAUUGAAUCUUGCAAAGGUCAUCUGGUAAGGAAGUUCAUCACGGAAUGUUGGUGGAGAUGCGGCUGCAAUAAACAAUGUGGCAAUCGAGUGGUGCAAAGGGGCAUAAGUCGUAAUCUACAGGUGUUUAUGACCUCUGAAGGAAAAGGUUGGGGGCUACGUACCCUGGAGGACCUGCCAAAAGGUGCCUUUGUUUGUGAGUAUGUUGGAGAGAUUUUAACCUACGUAGAGCUCUUUGAUCGUGUUUUGAAAAGCCCCAAUGGGGAGGGGAAUUCAAAUCCUGUACUUCUGGACGCUGAUUGGGGUUCAAAAGCGGUUCGAAAGGAUGAGGAGGCUUUAUGCUUGGAUGCAACAAAAUAUGGAAAUGUAGCAAGGUUUAUUAAUCACAGAUGUCGAGACUCCAACUUGGUAGAGAUACCGGUGCAAGUGGAGAUCCCUGAUCACCACUAUUAUCAUUUGGCCUUCUUUACUACGAGAAAGGUGAAUGCCAUGGAAGAACUCACUUGGGACUAUGGUAUUGAUUUUGAUGACCAUGACCAUCUUGUUAAGCCAUUUCGAUGUCAAUGCGGUAGCAACUUCUGCCGCAACAUUAAGCGUUACAGAUCUAAAUCAGCAUCUAGGGGAUGA
Messenger RNA from Fraxinus pennsylvanica, 2367 nucleotides. Lineage: Eukaryota; Viridiplantae; Streptophyta; Magnoliopsida; Lamiales; Oleaceae. The record is from the annotation of a GenBank genome assembly.